AGGUGUGCUCUGAGCAAGCCGAGACUGGUCCCUGCCGCGCGAUGAUCACCCGCUGGUACUUUGACGUGACCAAAGGAAAGUGCGCGCCCUCUUUUACGGCGGGUUUCUUUUACGGCGGCUGCCGCGGGAACCGGAACAACUUUGACUCGGAGGAGUACUGCAUGGCGGUCUGUGGCAGCGUCAUCCCUACUACUGCUGCUAGCACUCCUGAUGCUGUUGACAAAUAUUUGGAGACACCUGGAGAUGAGAAUGAACAUGCCCAUUUCCAGAAAGCCAAAGAGAGACUUGAAGCUAAGCAUCGUGAAAGGAUGUCUCAGGUCAUGAGAGAGUGGGAAGAGGCAGAACGCCAAGCAAAGAACUUGCCAAAGGCUGACAAGAAAGCUGUCAUCCAGCAUUUCCAGGAGAAAGUGGAAUCCCUGGAACAAGAAGCAGCAAAUGAAAGACAGCAGCUGGUGGAGACUCAUAUGGCACGGGUGGAAGCCAUGCUGAAUGACCGUCGCCGCAUUGCUCUGGAGAACUAUAUCACAGCCCUGCAGACUGUCCCACCCAGGCCUCGUCAUGUAUUCAACAUGCUGAAGAAGUAUGUGCGUGCUGAGCAGAAGGACAGACAGCAUACUCUCAAACACUUCGAACAUGUCCGCAUGGUAGACCCAAAGAAAGCUGCCCAAAUCAGGUCUCAGGUUAUGACACAUCUACGUGUGAUAUAUGAACGCAUGAACCAGUCUCUCUCCUUCCUCUACAAUGUGCCUGCUGUGGCAGAGGAGAUCCAGGAUGAAGUCGAUGAAUUACUUCAGAAAGAGCAAAACUAUUCUGAUGAUGUUUUGGCCAAUAUGAUCAGCGAACCCAGAAUCAGCUAUGGAAAUGAUGCUCUCAUGCCUUCAUUGACGGAAACUAAGACCACAGUUGAACUUCUUCCAGUGGAUGGGGAGUUCAGCCUAGACGACCUUCAGCCAUGGCAUCCCUUUGGUGUUGAUUCUGUUCCAGCCAAUACUGAAAAUGAAGUUGAGCCAGUUGAUGCCCGCCCAGCUGCAGACAGAGGACUCACCACACGACCAGGUUCCGGGUUGACCAAUGUUAAAACAGAAGAGAUAUCUGAAGUGAAGAUGGAUGCGGAGUUCCGACAUGACUCAGGAUAUGAAGUUCAUCAUCAAAAGCUGGUGUUCUUUGCUGAAGAUGUGGGUUCAAAUAAAGGUGCCAUCAUUGGACUAAUGGUAGGAGGUGUUGUCAUAGCAACAGUGAUUGUCAUUACUUUGGUGAUGCUGAAGAAGAAGCAGUACACAUCUAUCCAUCAUGGGGUUGUGGAGGUGGAUGCUGCAGUGACACCAGAGGAGCGCCACCUUUCCAAGAUGCAGCAAAAUGGCUAUGAAAAUCCCACCUACAAGUUCUUUGAACAGAUGCAGAACUAGGACACCACAGCAGCCUCAUGAGUUGGACAGCAGAAUGAUUGCUUCACUGCCCAUCGGUGUUCGGUUAUAGAAUAAUGUGGAAAGAAAAACACUCUGUUUUAUUAUUUACUCAUUCUCGCCUUUUGACAGCUGUGCUGUAACACAAGUAGAUGCCUGAACUUGAAUUAAUAAAAUCAGUAAUGUAUUUUCUCUCUCUUUCUCUUUACAUUUCAGUCUUUACAUUAUUAAUGAAUGUUUUUUGUGUACUGUAAAGAGGUUAGCUGUAUUUAACUAGUGCAUGGAUAGAUUCUCUUUCACAAUUAUUUAUCAUGUAGCUCCUUAGCCAGUUGUAUAUUAUUCUUGUGAUUUGUGACAAAAAUUAAGUCCUAAUUGAAAUAUGCUUUAAGGAUGGGGGAUGCUUUCUGUGUCUGUGGGGUUUAGCUGCUUCUCUUUGCUGAGCAUUUUUUUCUGAUCACUAUGCAUUUUAAAGUAAAACAACAUUUUUUAAAAAGUAUUCCAGAUGAGUUAUUGAAAUUCUUUUCUUCUGCAGCUGCAUUUUAUUGUACAGAUUGUUGCUCCUGCUGUAUUAGUGACGUAGAAAUCAUGGGAAUACACAUUCGUUUCUUUGUGCCUGUUUUAUGUGCACACUUUAGGCAUUGAAAGGUAAACUUUAUUUUCUUUUCCAUGUAUCUUUUUGAUCUUAAAAAAAUAUUAAAAAGAAUCCCUGUUAAUUGUGAGCACUUCUGGGGGGGAAAAGUGCCUGCUGGUCGAAAAUUAACGGGGAUCCUCUGCAGGAUGAUUGUACAGAGCCAUUGCUUAUGAAUUGAUAGCUUUCUACACUGUGUUACAUAAAUAAAUUAAGAAAAAACCAUAUUUGGGCAAGAGUUUUCUUUGGAGGCAUAAAACAGAUUUCUGAAAGCCAAUUAAACAGAAAACAUGGAUGUUCACACAGAGAGGGUUGGGAAGGGAUCCUUCCUACAAGGAUCAUGGCACUCGCAGUAGGACCAGAGUGGAAGGGGGCCACGAGGCAGGGGGGGGGUGAGGGAUGCCGACUUUGGCACAUCUGCCCCUCUGAGGCGUCGUCUCUUUUUUUUUCCUUCUUCCUUUCUUUCGGUUUGUAUAAUAGUGUUUUAAUGUAAAUAAACAUGUUCCUAGAGGA
Pterocles gutturalis (yellow-throated sandgrouse) is the source of this 2544-nucleotide messenger RNA. RefSeq names its product amyloid beta A4 protein-like. The record is from RefSeq and is a predicted model, not a curated record. Gene Ontology annotation, cellular component: membrane raft; Golgi apparatus; early endosome. NCBI's taxonomy places the organism in Eukaryota, Metazoa, Chordata, Aves, Pterocliformes, Pteroclidae. Gene Ontology annotation, molecular function: signaling receptor activator activity; signaling receptor binding; serine-type endopeptidase inhibitor activity. Gene Ontology annotation, biological process: central nervous system development; axonogenesis.